Molecule: messenger RNA, 604 nt
Organism: Brassica oleracea var. oleracea
Lineage: Eukaryota; Viridiplantae; Streptophyta; Magnoliopsida; Brassicales; Brassicaceae
Exons: 4
Coding region: 132-395 (87 amino acids)
Biological process (GO): mRNA splicing, via spliceosome
Cellular component (GO): U2 snRNP; precatalytic spliceosome
Source: RefSeq, a predicted model, not a curated record
UUCGCCAUGGAAAUUAAUUCGCAAGAAGCGACGGCGCAUAAAUAAAAGAGCAGCCAGCAUCUUCUGUAUUCUCUUAAAUCGAAUCUACUUCAAAAGGGCUCUUUGCGAACUUAGAAUCUGAAAGGGCAAAGAUGCAGGCAAGUGAUAGGUUUAACAUCAAUUCUCAGCUUGAGCAUCUUCAAGCUAAGUAUGUUGGUACUGGCCAUGCUGAUUUGAGCAGAUUUGAGUGGGCUGUGAACAUUCAGCGUGACAGUUAUGCUUCCUACAUUGGUCACUACCCCAUGCUUGCUUACUUUGCAAUCGCUGAGAACGAGUCCAUUGGGCGUGAACGCUACAACUUUAUGCAGAAAAUGCUUCUACCGUGUGGCCUUCCUCCAGAAAGAGAAGACGACUAAUGAGAGACUUGCAAGUGUUCUGUCGCAACUCGAAUCAGAAACAAAGGACAACUUAUUUCUACUUCUUAAAGAACUCUCUCUUCAAGCAGUGUUGUAUUGGUCAUAAAACCCUCUCUGAGCUCUCUCUCUCUCUCUCUCUCUCUUAUUGUGUAAACAAAAUUGUCUUUGAUUUAAUGAAAACUUACUUCCAUCAAUCUAUAAUUAUUCAA